Molecule: messenger RNA, 3299 nt
Organism: Diabrotica virgifera virgifera (western corn rootworm)
Lineage: Eukaryota; Metazoa; Arthropoda; Insecta; Coleoptera; Chrysomelidae
Product: zinc finger protein 227-like
Exons: 2
Coding region: 485-1945 (486 amino acids)
Biological process (GO): regulation of transcription by RNA polymerase II
Cellular component (GO): nucleus
Molecular function (GO): DNA-binding transcription activator activity, RNA polymerase II-specific; RNA polymerase II cis-regulatory region sequence-specific DNA binding
Source: RefSeq, a predicted model, not a curated record
AUCUCAUAAUUUUAAUCAAUUAUGUUUUCAGCAACCCAAUAAAAGUUGACAUUGACAGUUUUGGUGACAGUAAUUAAAUAUUUGAUAGUGAUCAUUGUUCAUUAGCGUUCGAACAACCGGCCCUUAAUGUAUUUUUUCAAAAAACAGUAAACAAAUCCGCUGUUUUUAAGUGUAUUUCCUUGUGGCGUAUAAAGUACGCCACGCGUGUAGUUAUUUUAUAACUUGAGCGGGUAGUUAAAUCUUAAAUCUUUAAAGGUUAAAUCUUAAAUCUUUAAAGGUUAAAUCUUAAAUCCGAAUGUCCUAAUUGAAACGCCUAUGUGUGACAUGGCCGCACAUGCGCACUAGCGCAGUUUAAUCAUAGAUUAAUAAUAUAGUAUUACCGGACAGUUUAAUCUUCAUCUUCAUCCAUCAGCAUCAGGUAUCAGCUCAGCUGUGAUAUUUGGCUUUUGGCAAAUAAAAUCAACUUUCAUAAAUAUAUCAUAAUAUGGAAAUAAAACAAGAAACUAGUGAGAAAACUUGUAAAAUAGAAACAAAUAAUGAGACAUGUGAUAAUUCCUUGGAUGCCUUCAAUCUUGAAAUUAAGGAAGAACCCAAGAGAGAAUGUGAGUACCAGAUAUUUGAUUAUUUAGACCCAAAUGAAUUCCAUGUAAAAACUGAAGUAGAACAAGAUGAACAUAAAUUUACACUAUUUGAAGAAAAGCAAACAAGUGAAGAAAGUUGUUCCCAGGAAGAGAAUCGAAUGAAAAGCAUGGACACGUUACAUUCAACUCAUGAAGGAAAAGAUACAGGUCAACACAGUGACGAAAAAAUAUUGAAUAAUAAAAAUAUGAUAGUUGCGACCGGACAACAAUCUUACAAGUGUGAAAUUUGUUUUAAGCAGUUUAAUCAAACAAACAGUUUAAAAAGACAUUUAAAGGUGCACACUAGGAAAAAACAAAGAUGUGAAAUUUGUUUUAAGCAAUUUAUUCAAGCAAGUCAAUUGAAAGCACAUUUGACGUUACACACUGGAGAAAAGCCUUACAAGUGUGAAAUUUGUCAUAAGCAGUUUACUACAACAAGUAAUUUAAAACAACAUUUGAAAUUGCACACUGGGAAAAAACCUCAUACGUGUGAUAUUUGUUUUAAGCAAUUUGUUAAAGCCCGUUAUUUGAAAACUCAUUUGAGAAUACACACUGGACAAAAGCCAUUCGAAUGUGAAAUUUGUUUUCGGCAAUUUAGCCAGUCAAGUGGUUUGAAAAAACAUUUGAGAGUGCACACUGGAGAAAUGCCUUACAAGUGUGAAAUUUGUUUUAAGCAAUUUAGUCAUGCAUUCAGUUUGAAAAUACACUUACAAAAGCACACUGGAGAGAAGCCUUACAAGUGUGAAAUUUGUUUUAAGCGAUUUAAUCAAUCGAAUGAUUUGAAACAACAUUUGAGGGUACACACUGGAGAAAGGCCUUAUAAGUGUGAAAUUUGUUUCAAGCAAUUUACUCAAGCAGACGGUUUAAAAAGACACUUAAAAAUUCACACUGGAGAAAAGCCUUACAAGUGUGAAAUUUGUUUGCAGCAAUUUACUCUAGCAGGAAAUUUAAAAAAGCACUUAAGAAUUCACACUGGACAAAUGCCUUACAAGUGCGAUAUUUGUUUCAAACAAUUUAGCCAAUCAAAUGAUUUGAAACAACAUUUGAGAGUACACACUGGAGAAAAGCCUUACAAGUGUGAAAUUUGUUUCAAACCAUUUAGUCGUGCAUUCAGUUUGAAAAUACACUUACAAGUGCACACUGGAAAAAAGCCUUACAAGUGUGAAAUUUGUUUUAAGCAAUUUAGUCAAUCAAAUGAUUUGAAGAGACAUUUGAGAGUACACACUGGAGAAAAGCCUUACAAGUGUGAAGUUUGUUUUCAGCAAUUUACUCAAGCAUCCAGUUUAAAAAAACACUUAAGAAUUCACACUAGAGAAAAGCUUUAGGUAGGCCGCACACAUCAAAGAAAUGGAAAACAUGAAACAAAUAAGUUGUGAAAAAAGUAACCAUUUCAUGUGAUAUACUAAUCGAAGAAACAAAAAUAAAAUUUAUAUACUCGACAAUGGAAAGUGAUGACGAGGUCGUUGCUGUUGUGGAAACUCUUUUAUUACUGUCCAAAAAUCAUAAAGAUAGUACCUACAUAUUUGGUUACAAACGAAUUAAAUAAUCAUCUUGCCAAAUUUCAAUCAUUUUAUAGAAAAAGUCCUCAAACAUUGACAAUGUUUUAUUGUGGGUCCUGGUUUAAAGAAAAUCGAUAUUUUCUUGUUUUUGUCUAUUCGAGUACCCGGUUAUAGUUGUACAACUCUUUGUUCUGCUCCACCACAGAAACCAAUGCAAUAUUAAAUUCUUGGUCGGCAUUCAUUUACGCACGUAAUUAAUUGUCCAAAACAAUGAAACUGAACACGACCUAUUUCAUGAAAUGUUUCAAGAAGAUAAAAAUGUUUCAUGAGCAUGAAUCAGUCUCGUUUCAUUGGUAGGCGGACUUCUAUUUGUUUAGCAGUGUUUUAUUUUCAUGAAACAUGUUUUACGUUUCAUGAUUCUUUGGUGUACGGCUUCCCUUACAAGUGUGAAAUUUGUUUGCAGCAAUUUACUCAAGCAGGCAGUUAAAAAAAAAGAAUUUCUUCACACUGGAGAAAUGCCUUACAAGUGUGAAAUUUUUUUUUCAAGCGAUUUAGUCAUGCAUUCACUUUGAAAAUACAUUUACAAGUGCACACUGGAGAAAAGCCUUACAAGUGCAAUAUUUGUUUCAAACAAUUUAGCCAAUCCAAUGAUUUGAAACAACAUUUGAGAGUACACACUGGAGAAAAGCCUUACAAGUGUGAAAUUUGUUUCAAACCAUUUAGUCGUGCAUUCAGUUUGAAAAUACACUUACAAAUGCACACUGGAAAAAAGCCUUACAAGUGUGGAAUUUGUUUUCAGCAAUUUACUCAAGCAUCCAGUUUAAAAAAACACUUAAGAAUUCACACUAGAGAAAAGCCUUAGGUAGGCCGCACAUCAAAGAAAUAUGAAACAAAUAAAUUGUGAAAUAAUUACACUUUUAUAAAAAGGAACUUUUUUAUAAUAAAACCUUUUUCUUAUUUGUAGGAAUAGAAUUUAUAGAAUAUAAAAUAAUUUAAUGAUAAGAUGCUUAAAAUUCCAAAAAUUACACUCUAAUAAAAAAGUACUUUUUGUAAUAUCACGGUUUUGUCAUUGUACAUAUUAUAUAGGGUGAGGCAGAUAAAGGGCCUAUUAGAAAUAUCUCGAGAACUAAAGGCAACUGAAUUAUGAAAAUUGGAAUAAGGGGGUUUUGAAGACUGAUCU